Messenger RNA from Ostrinia furnacalis (Asian corn borer), 640 nucleotides. RefSeq lists its product as uncharacterized. Bases 253 to 591 code for a protein of 112 amino acids. The transcript is spliced from 5 exons. NCBI's taxonomy places the organism in Eukaryota, Metazoa, Arthropoda, Insecta, Lepidoptera, Crambidae. The record is from RefSeq and is a predicted model, not a curated record.
UACGUCAAUUGUACCCUGUACCUACGUCAAUAAAUUCUACAAUAAACAACUACUUUGUGACAAGUACUGUACCCACAUGACCAAAUUGGCUUAUGUAACACAGGUAUCACAUAAAGGCAGCAAUUUUGAAAUUAUGAAAGACAAUUUCCUUCAGAUAAAAUCAACUUGACACUAAAGACAAUAUAUAAACUGUGUCGCAUCCUGAAUUUACACAGAUUCACAUUCAGCCUCAAGACAUUACAUAUUAUAACAAUGCCACUGAAAAUCAGAUUUUUCCUUGCUUUAACAUUGGUGUACUAUGUAGAGUGCUUUUAUAUUGCUGGUGAUGGAAAACUUCCACCUAUAAAUAUUCAGGUUUACGAAGAAGUAGAGGGAUUCGGUCCUGCUCGUGUAACCAGGAACAUAGACUACAUAAGGUCAGCUGGAGUACAACGAGACCAAACUGUGAUUGUAGUCCCUAACCAAGGUACUAGGCAAUCUUACGGGUAUGGUACCUAUGGUAGCAGUUCGAAUCGAGGGCAAACUGUUGUCGUUGUUAAGCCAGAUCAAUACAAUCGUGGAGUUCUCACCGACCCUUAUAUCCAAGUCUAAUGCGAACUUACCUUUAUAUUAUUUGUGAAUAAAUAAAACCGUUUAAAAA